This is a messenger RNA of Closterium sp. Yama58-4, 507 nucleotides long. The record is from the annotation of a GenBank genome assembly. Lineage: Eukaryota; Viridiplantae; Streptophyta; Zygnematophyceae; Desmidiales; Closteriaceae.
AUGGGUGUCUUUAUGUUCAUCUGCAAACAGGACGGCGGCAGCUGGUCCGCUAAGCAGUACGCGGCCAAGGAGGAGGACAACAAGGACCUCACCGCGGAGGGGUCGGACCUUUACUCGCUUGGCCGGAAGCUCGUGUCGCUCGCCAUCGAGAACUCCUCGGGCGGCGGCGUCACCUCCUUCUUCUCCUACACCACGCCCAACGCCGGCGUGUACGAGGUGAAGGUGGGCGGUGGUCUUGUGAUGGCUGCUGCUCCCGGUGCUGCUGCAAUAAAAAGGCCCCACAUUCACUUUCUCAUGCACUGGCUUGCUUAUAUUCUCUCCUGUGCUUGCCGUGUGCCCUAUGUGUGCUGGCAGGUGAAGGUGGGUGGUGGUGCUGUCAUGGCUGCUGCUCCCGGUGCUGCUGCCAGCGGUGGUGCUGCUGCUCCUGCUGAAGAGGCCAAGAAGGAGGAGAAGGAGGAGGAGAAGGAGGAGAGCGACGACGACAUGGGCUUCUCGCUCUUCGACUAG